CCCAGCGUGCACCGCUCUGACGGUGCUACCGCUCCCCUCAUCUGUAAACAAACAUGGCAGUGGGCGAUGGCGGCGGUCUCGGGCCGCCCUGAGGCUCUGUGAGCGCCGGUGUCUGCCGGGGCUGCGGGCGGGCGGGCGGCUCCGCCUGCUCCUCGUGAAGGGGCUGCGGCGAGGGGGAUCGGGACUGGCGGCACACAUGGAUGACAGCAAGGUGGUUGGAGGCAAGGUAAAGAAACCAGGCAAACGAGGUCGUAAACCAGCCAAAAUAGACUUGAAGGCAAAACUUGAAAGAAGUCGUCAGAGUGCAAGAGAGUGCAGAGCCAGGAAGAAGCUGAGGUACCAGUACCUGGAAGAGCUGGUUUCAAGCAGAGAGCGAGCCAUCUGUGCUCUCAGAGAAGAGCUUGAAAUGUACAAGCAGUGGUGCAUGGCCAUGGACCAAGGGAAAAUCCCCUCGGAAAUAAAAGCCCUGCUGACUGGAGAGGAGCAAGGCAAAGCACAGCAGAACUCAACCAAACUUGCCAAGGCUGCAAAGACAGAGGCAAACAGCAGCAAUCCCUGAGGCCGAUGCAGAACCUUCCGCGCUGCAGCAGAGGUGGCUUGGGAGCUGGCAGGAGGAAGAAUGCUGUUCUCAAGAGUGGAUGCAUCCCCAGGUGCAGAGGAAAGGAUCCCAGUCUGUUCUCUUCUCCUUGCUCCUCCCCACAUGAAAUUCUUUGAUUA
Molecule: messenger RNA, 717 nt
Organism: Onychostruthus taczanowskii (white-rumped snowfinch)
Lineage: Eukaryota; Metazoa; Chordata; Aves; Passeriformes; Passeridae
Gene: CREBL2
Product: cAMP responsive element binding protein like 2
Exons: 4
Coding region: 197-559 (120 amino acids)
Biological process (GO): regulation of DNA-templated transcription
Cellular component (GO): nucleus
Molecular function (GO): DNA-binding transcription factor activity
Source: RefSeq, a predicted model, not a curated record